This is a messenger RNA of Gasterosteus aculeatus aculeatus (three-spined stickleback), 3770 nucleotides long. Its product is annotated as epidermal growth factor receptor substrate 15-like 1. Gene Ontology annotation, biological process: endosomal transport; endocytosis. NCBI's taxonomy places the organism in Eukaryota, Metazoa, Chordata, Actinopteri, Perciformes, Gasterosteidae. Gene Ontology annotation, cellular component: plasma membrane; cytoplasm; clathrin coat of coated pit. The record is from RefSeq and is a predicted model, not a curated record. Gene Ontology annotation, molecular function: calcium ion binding; cadherin binding.
UAAUAGAGGGACAGUAUGGGUGCAGAGGAGCCCCGGUUCCAACCGGGGCUCCUCCCACCUGACGCCGCUCGCCGCCGCCCGGUUAAGGGGCGGAUGCGCACUCCCGACACACCAGGAAAUAUGGCGGCGCUCAUGACUCUCAGUCAGUUAUCCGGUGGAAACCCGGCCUACGAGAACUACUACCGGCAGCUGGAUUCGGUAAACACCGGCAAGAUAUCCGCUGGAGAUGCGGCUCAGUUCCUGAAGACGUCCGGGCUGUCGGACAGCACGCUGGGGAAGAUUUGGGAUUUGGCAGAUUCAGAAAGAAAAGGAUAUUUGGACAGACGGGGUUUCUUCAUCGCCUUGAGACUCGUGGCCUCAGCGCAGAGUGGAAAUGAUAUCAGCCUUAAUAAUCUCAACCAACACUUAGCUGCCCCCAAAUUUAAAGAUACCAACAGCCCUUUAAUAAGUGUGUCAACGACGGGACCCGAUUUGGAAUGGUCCAUUAGGCCUGAUGAAAAAGGGAAAUUUGAGGCAAUUUUUGAGACUCUGUGCCCUGUAAAUGGUCUCCUCUCGGGUGAUAAAGUCAAGCCAGUUUUAAUUAACUCCAAGCUACCUCUGGACGCGUUAGGAAAGAUUUGGGACCUUAGUGAUGUGGACAACGAUGGACAGUUGGACAGAGAAGAAUUCACAGUGGCGAUGCAUCUCGUGUAUCGUGCCAUGGAAAAGGAGCCCGUCCCAACUACCUUACCCACCUCCCUCAUCCCCCCUUCUAAAAGGAAGAAGAAGCUUGCAGGUGCGCUGCCAGGCGCUGUGGCCGUGCUGCCCGCUCUCCCCGGGCUCACUGCCGGCCUGGCUCCUCUCAAGGAGCCCCUGCGAAGCACUCCUCCGCUGGUCCACGCUACUCCCUUCAGCACCAGCGCUGUCACCCUCUCUCCAAAACACUCCUUCAAAUCCAGCCCACCGCCGGUGGUGAACUGGGUGGUACCGGUGGCCGACAGGGAGCGAUAUGAUGACCUCUUCAAGAAAACCGACAGCGACAAUGACGGCCUCGUCAACGGAACGGAAGUCAUAGAGAUUUUCAUGCAGUCCAGUCUUUCCCAGACUAUGCUGGCACAGAUAUGGGGGCUCGCUGACACCAAACAGACGGGCAAGCUGACCCGUGAGCAGUUCUCUCUGGCCAUGUACCUGAUCCAGCAGAAGGUCACUAAAGGCGUAGACCCUCCCUCCACCCUAACCCAGGACAUGAUUCCCCCAUCAGAUAGGACUGCAGCUUCAGCGGCGGGCCCCAUUUAUGCAGGUCUUAUGGCAGCUGCGAGGCCUGAGGUCGCUGCACUAGCUAAUUUGCGCAGAGACAGCAGCAGCUCCGCGGGAUCCGCCGAGCUGACAGGCAUCAAAGAGCUGGAUGACAUCAGCCAGGAAAUCGCUCAGCUGCAGAGAGAGAAAUUCAUUCUGGAGCAAGAGAUCAGACAAAAGGAGGAAACCAUCAGACAACAAAAUAGUGAGGUUCAGGACAUGCAGAACGGAUUGGACAGGGAGAGCAGCAGCCUGCAGGACUUGGAAUCGCAGAGGCAGGAUGCCCAGGAGCGCCUGGGGGAGAUGGACCAGCAGCGCUCCAAGCUGGAGGGAAUGAUCAACGACGUCAAGCAGAAGUGCCAGGAAGAGUCGCAUAUGAUUUCAUCCCUGCAGAGCCAGAUUCGCUCUCAGGAGAAUGACCUGCAGAGCCAGGAGGACGAAAUGAGCCGCACCAAGUCGGACCUGAGCCGGCUGCAGGAUGAGGAGGCCCUCCUGGAGCAGAGUUUGCUCUCUGGUCGGGUCCAGCUGGACAGCAUCACCAAGUCUCUCAAAACCACGCAGGAGGAGAUCCACCAGGCGCGCAGUAAGCUGUCGCUGAUCCAGGAGAGCCAAAAGGAGGUGACCAAGACCAUUGAGCAGUACAACAGCGCUUUGAGCGACAUCAACAGAGGAAACGUCAGCAACCUGCCGGACUUGAGUGAAGGGUUCGCUGAGAAGGAGAACGGAGGGUUCAGGACUACGGACGACUCUUUCAAGUCAAGGAUUGCCAUGUUCAACAGCAGCAGCAGCAGCAGCAGCACCAGCAGGGCUAAGGAGCCUCCAGCAGACCCCUUCCAGACAGAGGACCCCUUCAAGUCCGACCCUUUCCACGAUCCAUUUGGAGCAGAUCCCUUCAAAGAAAGCGACCCCUUCAAAGGAACCUCACCCGACGAUUUUUUUAGGAGAACUGACAAGUCGAGCGUGUUCGGAUCUUCGGAGCCCUUCAUUAGAAGACCCACACCACCGGCCAAGCCGGGUACCUUCAGCAGUGGAGAUCCUUUCAAAUCCCACAGCCCGAAACCGGACGGGUUCGGUGCAGCGGACCCCUUUGCAAGCAACUCUUUCGCUAACCAGGGAGGCGGCUUUGCUGACUUUGCUCAGAUGUCAAAGAAGUCAGACAACCCCGUCCUCCCGUCAAAGAAAAAUGUGCCUUCCCGACCUGCACCUCCCUAUGGAUCUGAAUGUAUCAAGUUUGGAAGUGAAAACCAGCAGCUGGAGUGGGUGAAACGGGAGAGCGAGCGUGAGGAGCAGGAGAGGCUACGGAGGCUGCGGCUGCAGGAGCAGCAGGACCUGGAGCUGGCGAUCGCUCUCAGCAGGGCCGACGUGCCCAGAGCCUGACCGGCUGCUCCCAACCAACAUCUUUUUUGGACCUCCCUUCUCCUCCUCCUCCUCCUCCUUCCUCUUCACAGUCCUCCGUCCGAAAGCUCACAACGACGGCACCAAGGCUGGCCCGUCGGGACUAGCGGCCCCUGUUACCAAUUUGUGUCAAGAGACCCGUGUUUCUCCAGCCAUGGCUCGGGUCAAACGAGUCCACUUUUAGAAACUACUUACGGCUCAUGGUGACCCAAACUACGUGGCAACUGUAGUCGAGGACAAAAUGCGGGGGGACUUGAUUUGAACUUAGCAAUUUAACGCAAGCCAAACCAGCAGGCUACUGCGCUACAACUGGCUGGCUUUAUAUCGUGUUACGGCUAAUCACCAUGCCUUAUCCAGAAGCCUAAACAACAUUUUAAAGAAUAUUGUACUGUUUUAUUUAUAUACAAAAGCAAUGACUGUGGUGUAUGAAGCUUUUGUAAAUUGCAUUCUAUGAAUAGUUCUUUUUUUAAUAUCCUGUAGAAUAUUUUUCAUUUAAAGUCACGGCGCAACAAUUGGUUUGUCAAAUUGUAGAUUUUUUAAUUUUUUUUCCCUAUCAUCGGUUGCUUCUUCCAUACACAUUUAAGAUGCUUGCGAUAAUCAUCAAGGUCUUUUUUUUUUUUUUUUUUAAUGAAAAAAAAGCCACCUGAAGUCAACAGCCUGUGCUUGUCAGAAUUGUUUGUGAUCGGGUGCCUUUGUUGUUACGCCCGAAACAAUUUGCUCUCCAAUACAACUGAGAAUAUAAAGUGGGAGUAGUAUAAAUGUACAUAGUUUAUACUGGUGCUGUCGCGUUUACUUCUACUCUUUCUACUGCUUCACACUACCACUGACGCACAAGGACAUCUGCCUUCAAUUGUGUGCUUUUCCCUCUCAACACUCAUUCUUUCCCUUGUGUUAUUAAAGUCUUAUACUCCAUUUGAAAGGUUUAAAUGACUUAAAAUAUUGCAUCCUUGUAAUUUAUAUUACUUUAAUCAGGGUUAUUUGGCACAUAAUGUAUGCGUUGUAUGUUCCAGACCUUACAGCACAUGUACAGUGAUGGUGAUAUCAACAUUGUGAUGUAUAACAAUAUGUAUGUGGUUAUUAAAAAGAACCAUUUAAUUUAA